Messenger RNA from Cottoperca gobio, 997 nucleotides. RefSeq names its product adhesion G-protein coupled receptor G6-like. The record is from RefSeq and is a predicted model, not a curated record. NCBI's taxonomy places the organism in Eukaryota, Metazoa, Chordata, Actinopteri, Perciformes, Bovichtidae. The coding region runs from base 68 to 838 and encodes 256 amino acids. The transcript is spliced from 5 exons.
GAAAGUUCAUGAAUGUAUCAUCUUACCAUCGCCUCCAGUUCUGGGCUGCAGUUCCACGAACUGUAACAUGGUGCUGACGGAGGCCCAGGGGGAAUUCACGUCGCCCUGCUACCCCCAGAUAUACCCCAAUUCCCAGGCCUGUAAGUGGACCAUGCAGGCCCCCGCCGGCUUCAUCAUCCAGCUCUCCUUCCUUGACUUUGACCUGGAGGAGGCGCCGGGCUGCAUCUAUGACCGGGUGGUGGUGAACACGGGAAACGCGGACGUUAAGUUCUGCGGUCCGACGGCCAACGGGCUGGCGCUGAACUCGACGGGGAACGUGAUGGAGCUGUCCUUUACCUCCGACUUCAGCGUGCAGAAGAGGGGGUUCAGUGUUAGCUUCCGGCACGUUGCCGUGGCCCUGAGGAACCAGAAGGUCACCAUAUCAGGAGGUAAUGGCCAGGUCACGGAGGUCGCCAACUCUGUUUCCAUACCGAUGCUCAGUCAGCUGACGCUUUGCUUCGAGGUGGAGCGCAGCAGCCAGAAACAGAAAGAGUGGAUCUUCACGUACUACGGCAGAAGCGGCAGCGUGGUGCUGAGUCUGGGCUCCGAUCAGUCCGGCAUGAAGAUGAUCGUGGAUGGGGUGGAGUGUCCGAUCGACUCCAUCAUCUCCUCGUCUGACUUCACUUCCUCCAUGAGGCCUUUCUGCGUGACCUGGUCAGUCAUCGAGCGGCCACGUGGCCGCGUACUUCAACGGGAACUACUGGUCCAAGACCUGCACCUCCUCCAGCGGCGUCUCGGUGCCGGCUGGAGGACGGUUCCGGUUAGGAGGGCAGCACAGCUUCAACGGGAACAUCUAUAACCUCCGGCUGUGGGAUCACGCCAUGACGGUGCAGCAGCUCAUCGCGCUCAGCUGCGACACGGUGGGGAACGUCAUCGACUGGGACAACAGCCACUGGAGCAUCCCAUCCACCAUGGCCCAGACCGACACCACGCUCAGCUGCAUCUGCUUCCCUCUCUG